GGUGGCGGACUGGCAGAGCUGAGAGAAAGCAGUGGGAAGUUGGAAGAUGGGGUCUUCCAGUGUGGUUUUUAUCGGGCUGAUCUACACGCUGAGGACUAUGAGCACAGCAGGUCAUCUGGAGCCCAUGGUGGAGGAGCUUAAUGAAACCGUAAUUUGUACCAACGCCCACAUGGACGUCAUCAUUCCAAGUGCUUUUUUCCUCAACAAGGUGCCUCCAGUUUAUGUUGAGGAUUUGCAUCUAAAUGAUCCAGAAUGUCGUGGAGAGGAGAUCGGGGACGACUUUGUUUUUAGCAUAAGGACAAAUCUCUCAGACUGUGGGACCAUAAUGGUCUCUGAUGAAACACACAUUAUGUUCAUCAACACUAUACACAACAACUAUUCAGACGUCAUCACAAGGAACUACAUAAACAUCACAUUUGUGUGCCGCUACCCCAUAAACUACAUGGUGCAGCAACCUAACAGCGAAAACAUGAUCCGAGUCGACCUAAGAAGCAUCAUUCUAAGUACUGAGGAGGGGAAUUUCUCAGUUUCAAUGCUGUUGUACAAAGAUGAAGCCUUUGAGGACAGAUGGACGACCAUGCCUUCUCUCACACUAAAUGAAAACGUCUUUGUGAAAGUUUUCAUGAUACCAGCUCAUCUGAUGCUGCGUUUGGAGAGAUGCUGGGCCACGCCCACCAGCGAUCCUUAUGGCAACAUCCAGUACACCUUCAUCAGAGACAGUUGUCCAGUGCUGGCCAACAAGCAGACUCUCAGUGUCCUGAAGAACGGUGAGGGUCCAGAGGCCAUGUUCAGGAUCCAAAUGUUCAAGUUUGUUGGCAGCUCUUACACUUAUGUCUUCCUGCACUGCAACGUCCAGAUCUGCCACAGCAGCCCGAAUGUGUGCAAACCUAACUGCACUACUGCAGAUGGUUUUCUGAGGAUACGGAGAGACAUCCCAUUAUCCCACACUGUGUCCUACGGGCCUAUAAGACGACUUUUCACUGCCAGUGAAAAACCAAAUCCGAAUCCCAGCGGUAUCCCUCCAGUAGAGACACUUGUCCUUGGAGGUUUGCUGGUCAUCUUGCUGUUCAUCACCGGGGUGUUUGGGAGGCUGUGGCUUCGCUCCAGACGUUUCUAUCCAGCACAGGAGGCACAGCUGACGCUGUCUAAUAUUCACCACAUCUCUGAGGUGGCUUCAUGAAAGGAGGCCUUUACUGAACAACUGGACAGAGAAAAACUAAAGUGUACAGAUUUUAACAAUG
Messenger RNA from Cyprinodon variegatus (sheepshead minnow), 1241 nucleotides. Its product is annotated as pancreatic secretory granule membrane major glycoprotein GP2-like. Gene Ontology annotation, cellular component: apical plasma membrane; cell surface. The record is from RefSeq and is a predicted model, not a curated record. Bases 47 to 1180 code for a protein of 377 amino acids. NCBI's taxonomy places the organism in Eukaryota, Metazoa, Chordata, Actinopteri, Cyprinodontiformes, Cyprinodontidae. The transcript is spliced from 9 exons. Gene Ontology annotation, biological process: neutrophil migration.